This is a messenger RNA of Gregarina niphandrodes, 1041 nucleotides long. Its product is annotated as OST3/OST6 family protein. Gene Ontology annotation, cellular component: oligosaccharyltransferase complex. The record is from RefSeq and is a predicted model, not a curated record. The transcript has 4 exons. Lineage: Eukaryota; Apicomplexa; Conoidasida; Eugregarinorida; Gregarinidae. The coding region runs from base 1 to 1041 and encodes 346 amino acids.
AUGAAAUGGGCAGCAGUGGUGUUAGGGUUGUUGGUUGCUGGAGUGGCUAGAUCCGACCGGAGGUUGAAGAAAGAUUCGCAAGCUGGAACUAUACCUAUUGAUCGGCGUGUUCUUAAAGAAUAUUCUGAAAGGAAGAAGGAUGACUGGACUUUAGUUCUACUGGCAACAGCGAGUGAUACUCCACGUUGUGAAUUCUGCACGAGUUGUAUUCAUGCUCUGGAGAAGGCAGUAGGAAAGCUGAGUCGUGAGGAUGCACUGGAUGUAACCGUGAUAGAUGAUAAGGGGCGCACGGUUGUGUUCGGCGUCCUCGACGUGUUGCGGUACAGAGAUGUAUUGUACCUCAACGACAUUCCACAUGUUUAUAUACUGAACCACAAUAACUUGAAGUGUCCUGGUUCCGGGUUCUGUAAACAUACAGCUCAGGAUAUUCUACCCAGGACUGAAAGCAUUGACGAUGCCGUACUUAUAAAAGCUGUUUUACACAAGCUUGGACGAGAUGACCUGUGGACGAAACACUUCUAUAAACCACCUCUUAUUACCAAACAAAGACUUCUCGGAACCCUCGCAACAGUGGCCGUCAUAUCACUACCAUUGCUUCCUACCAUCACAAAAGUCCUAAUCAAACAUAUGUGGAUGGUCGCAGUCCCAGCUUUGACCAUAUUCUGGGCGUCAACCAGUGGGAUAAUCUACAACUGGCAAAACAAUAGCUGGAGGCUGUUUGGGCUCGACCAGUAUGGAAACCGAGUGUAUAUCCAUCCUCAGGCCCGAUUCCAAUUCCUAGGUGAAGGCAUGGGUCUAGCUUUUCUAAAUAUUGCCAUUUCCUUCCUGUUGUAUUUCGUGGCUGUUGCUAUGAAUCCGAAGAAUAAGUACAGGAGAGUGUUGCUUCCCCUUGCGGUGAUGAGUGGUAUGAUAUGCUUCUAUUUGUAUUUCCAGGUGUCUGGAAUUGUUCUUAGGAAAGCGCCAUACAUCAGUUAUAAUCUUCUACCAGGCAAUAAUUACGUUCGGGGAUCGCCUCGCAACGAUCGACACUAUACUAUCUAG